GUCGAUUGCUUGCCAGUCGCGAUACACGCAUUGUAUGCGCACUUUUGAGCCACCCCUCCCCUGUAUCACUCGAUUGUCCCUGUAACCCUCCCUUCCUUCCGUCCACAGUCUUGGCUCUCUCUCCUCCUCGACUUUACAAACCGCCGGCAAAUCCGGGUACAACUGGACACGCGUCACGCACAUCUUUGCCAGCGCUUUGCCCCGUUACCGCCAUUGCCGCACGCACAGCAGCUCGACGCGACGCACAGACCCAACGCCAAUCCACGACCCACGACAUCAUCAUCAUGCCGGACAAACCUCCCCGCCAUGUAGCCCUCGGCAUCCCGUUCUGCCCCGCGACGCGCCGAGUCCUCAUGGUCACGAGCAGGAAACACACUUCGCUGUGGAUCUUUCCCAAGGGCGGCGUCGAGAAGGGCGAGACGUCCGGCGCGGCAGCUGCGCGCGAGGCGCUCGAGGAAGCUGGUAUCCCAAAGCUUCGAGACAGUGCCAUCUCAGACGAGCUCACUGCGAUCCCACUGCCCCUCGCGCCGAAUCGUAACCGCGCCGAAGUGUGGCACGUGCACGCGCUGACCCUCGGCGCCGAGAGCGACCUGUCCCCCGAGUGGCUGGAGGGACACGAGCGCGAGCGCAAGUGGUUCACAUUUGACGAGGCGCAGCGCAACAUUGACUCGUGGGGCGGCGGUGCGGCCGCCGCCGCUGCGGCUGCCGACGCCGAUGCGGAGCCCGCCCAGCCGGCAGACUAUGCGCGCGGCGGGAAGAAGAAAAAGGCGCAUAAGGGCGACGCACUGGAGACUGCGCUCAGCGCCUUCCUCGACGUGUAUGGUUAA
Molecule: messenger RNA, 827 nt
Organism: Vanrija pseudolonga
Lineage: Eukaryota; Fungi; Basidiomycota; Tremellomycetes; Trichosporonales; Trichosporonaceae
Gene: DDP1
Product: Diphosphoinositol polyphosphate phosphohydrolase DDP1
Exons: 4
Coding region: 285-827 (180 amino acids)
Biological process (GO): adenosine 5'-(hexahydrogen pentaphosphate) catabolic process; diadenosine hexaphosphate catabolic process; diadenosine pentaphosphate catabolic process
Cellular component (GO): nucleus; cytoplasm
Molecular function (GO): diphosphoinositol-polyphosphate diphosphatase activity; bis(5'-adenosyl)-pentaphosphatase activity; endopolyphosphatase activity
Source: RefSeq, a predicted model, not a curated record